CAGUCACUUUGUUUCUUUGCAUCACAUAACAUGCGCCGUAGUCGUUGCUAAUACUCGGGUACUCUUUUCUAGAGUUAUUACUCUUUUGCUUGUAAUCGAGCCUUUCUGUCAUAUUCCUACGUCCGGCCGAGCCUGCCAGAGGGCUGUCACUUAUCACGUUCCUUUCUCGUCGCUCAUUUUUUUUUUUACCAAACUACCAACAUGGCCUCUUCCAUGUCUCGAAGGUCACCCGUGACGCCGCCAUACGACGAUGACUACAACCAAAGUCCAAAGGGUCUGCGGGGUUUGGCAAUGAGGAGCAGUCCAACAUCGGCCUGCCUGCCUGUUCCUACCAUGACGUUCUCUCCGCCCGCGACGCCUCGAAGCUCACGACCGAAUAAGAUGUCCUUGCGGCUGAGGAGCAAUUCUGGCCUGUCCUUACACACAAACGAAGACGCCUUCCGUCGAUACACCGACUAUAACCCCGAUGGGUCCCCGAGAUCCCCGACAUUUGGGCCCGGUAUCUGGUCCAGUCUCGACAGCGUCUCAACAAGUUUGCGCCAAAGCUUUGGACCACCAGUCAUGGAGAUCGAGCCAGAAACUUUGUCUAUACCGGACUUCCUUGGUCGAGAGGUUUUCCAAAUGGUUCUUGCCAACGCAUCCGUCUCUCAACGUUUCUUCCAUUUCGCCCAGAAUCAAGGCUGCGGCUCGGACAUUGAAUUUCUUCUGAAGACCCAGGAAUAUGCGAAAUCAUUAGCACUUUUUGGGAAACAAGCCUCGUCAAUGCCGACACCAGCGAAUCUGCCUUCAACCGUCUCCAAGUCACUGAAUGCCGACAUGAAGCAGAUGGCGAACUCUGUUCUCCCGGGUCUCGAGUCGAUGUUUGCAGAAUCUACACGAUGCGUCGAGCAACGAGUUGCUCGGUCUAUCUACCCGGUAUUCGUGAAGCACCAGCUUGCCAUCUCCACCUCGGCAGCUCUAUCCGGUACUCGUGUCUUCAAAUAUCCUGGUCUUGCCGAAUCAUUCUGCCUGACGGACGCCUUGAGCCCAGACUACCCCAUCAUCGCGACAUCAGAUGCUUUUGUUUCUGUUACUGGGUAUCCGAAGAUUGAAGCUCUAUCCAGCAACUGCAGGUUUUUACAAGGGUCACUGACAGACCAGGACACAGUCAAACGCAUCCGGGAUACCGUCGCGCGUGAGGAGGAGUCUUUGGAGCUCGUUCUCAACUACCGCAGAGACGGCACCCCGUAUUGGAACCUUCUAUUUACCUGCCCGCUUGUGGACUCUUCCGGCAAGCUACGAUACUACCUCGGUGGGCAGAUCAACGUUUCGGAGAACGUUGGUGACUACAAAGACCUUCUCCGGAUUCUCAACUUUGGGCCGGCCCUAGAGGAGGUCAAGGAAGAGACCUCGGGUCGGGAGUCCCGAGUCAGUCGCCGAAUGAGCCGUACGAGCAGCCGAGACAGAAAACAGGAACGGCGGACAAGUCUCCGCAAUAGGGAUAGUCUACACAACAAAGGACCCAAGAAAAGCCUCUUCCAACCUUUCCGAAAGCAUGCGACACACAACAGCAACAAUCAGGAAAACACGUCACCGUCUCAGGGCGUUGGCCUUGGCUUGGAGCAGUUGCUAACGGUUUCGAGCUCAGAAGAGCAUCUUCCGGCACCCACUCAGCUGGACUCUGUUUAUUCUGGCUACAGCCGAUUCAUUGUUUUGCAACAUACCGACGGACCUUCCGCCUUUCCGCCAAGGUCGUCUUCCCUACCUGCCGACCCUAACAAGAGGAAGGCCGCUCAGCUGAGCGUUGCCUUUUGUUCGGCCACCGCGUUGGAGGCGCUCGGCCUCGGCCUUUUUGCCGACAGCAUUACGCACCGAGAUAUUUUUACCGUCCUUUCCGACCUCGCAGACUCGCCGUCGAUUACCAAGAGCUUCAAGAACACGGUGCGUGAACGGGUGAUUCAAAACGGAAAGACCGCCACACUAGAUAUCAUGCUAGGUGGCGGCUACCUCGCGCGGAAGGGUAGUCUCAUUGGCCUCGGUGGGCGUUCGUCCAAAGACGAGUCGGACGGCAGCACGAAGAAGCAUGGACGACCGGUCAGCAGGUCCGGCUUUGCCAGUCUGGUGAGUGAGGCGGGCAAGAUGGAGAAGCUCAUCAGCCAGUGGACCCCGUUAAAGAAUGCUGAAGAGAAGGUCGAGUGGAUAGUUGUGAUCAUCACACCGAUGAAAUGACGAGACACACCCUGACGGUGUGUACUAUUGCCUAUUACAUACAACUAACACUGUAAUUAUAAUGUAUAUGAGAUGAAAUGAAAUGAAACGAUAGCUUGGAUGAAAAGGGGUGGGAAGACUGGAUAAGAUACCUGGGAUCUAUGAUCCCUCAAUGGAUGAUGUACCAACAUUCGUCAGACAUUUUUCUUCUUUUAAAGCUAGGCUACCAUUGGAAGUGACGAAGAAAACUCAUGGUCUCGAAUUGGCGUGCGAGAGGAGCUUUGUGUAGACCGAGGUAGGGACGAUUAGUGAGCUUGGCUUCCAACAAUCCAGUCAACACUCCAAAUUUGAUCUGAAACCCAAAUCAACUAUGGGAAACCGUGUAGACCUAAGUUGGCAUUCGUAGCAAUGAUUUGAGUAUCUG
Molecule: messenger RNA, 2611 nt
Organism: Colletotrichum phormii
Lineage: Eukaryota; Fungi; Ascomycota; Sordariomycetes; Glomerellales; Glomerellaceae
Exons: 1
Coding region: 202-2208 (668 amino acids)
Cellular component (GO): nucleus
Source: RefSeq, a predicted model, not a curated record